This is a messenger RNA of Mirounga angustirostris (Northern elephant seal), 7110 nucleotides long. RefSeq names its product fukutin (gene FKTN). NCBI's taxonomy places the organism in Eukaryota, Metazoa, Chordata, Mammalia, Carnivora, Phocidae. The record is from RefSeq and is a predicted model, not a curated record. The coding region runs from base 384 to 1583 and encodes 399 amino acids. The transcript is spliced from 10 exons. Gene Ontology annotation, cellular component: Golgi membrane.
UACUACUACAAGCACUAUUUAUCAGCAAAGAGUGGAGCUGGUUUAUCAAAAUCUAAAGGAAGCCGAAAUGGAUUUGAAAGCACACAGUGGCACAGAAAGCAACAACUAUAAAAGAAAAAAAAAUUGAUAAAUUAGAAGAUCAAAAUUUAAAACUUCUACUCCUUGAAAGACACCAUUAAGAAGAUGAAAAGAAAUGCCACAGAAGAAGAAAUAUUUGCAAAACACGUAUCUGACAAAAGACAGGGUAUCAAGAAUAUAUAAAGAACUCCCACAACUCAGAAACAGAUUUUUUGUUCAUACUCUUUAUCAGCUUGAGAAAGUAUCCUAUUCCUGGUUUGCUGAGAGUUUUUAAUCAUGAAUAGCGUGCAGUUAAAAAAUUUAUUAUGCUAACAUCCAGCCAAAAUGUACCAGUGUUCCUUAUUGAUCCUUUGAUUCUGGAAUUGAUUAAUAAAGACUUUGAACAAGUCAAAAAUACUUCUCAUGGCUCCUCUUCAGAAUGCAAGUUUUUCUGUGUUCCAAGAGACUUUACUGCGUUUGCACUGCGGUAUCACCUGUGGAAGAAUGAGGAAGGCUGGUUCCGGAUAGCUGAAAAUAUGGGAUUUCAAUGCCUAAAGAUUGAGAGCAAAGAUCCCCGGCUAGAUGGGAUAGACUCCCUUUCUGGAACUGAAAUUCCCCUGCACUACGUCUGCAGAUUGGCCAGUCAUGCCAUCCACUUGGUGGUCUUUCAUGAGAGGAAUGGCAACUACCUCUGGCAUGGCCAUUUACGACUCAAAGGACACAUGGAUAGGAAAUUUGUUCCUUUUCGAAAGUUACAGUUUGGUCGUUAUCCUGGAGCUUUUGACAGGCCAGAGUUGCAACAAAUUACUGUUGAUGGACUAGAAGUUUUCAUCCCGAAAGAUCCAGUGCACUUUCUAGAAGAAAUACCACACUCUAGGUUUAUUGAGUGUAGGUAUAAAGAAGCUCGAGCAUUCUUUCAGCAGUACCUUGAUGAUAACACUGUGGAAGCUAUGGCCUUUCGGAAGAAUGCAAAGGAAUUAUUGCAACUGGCAGCCAAAACAUUAAAGAAAUUGGGAGUACGGUUCUGGCUGAGCAGUGGAACUUGUCUAGGGUGGUAUCGGCAAUGCAACAUUAUUCCUUAUAGUAAAGAUGUUGACCUAGGAAUUUUUAUACAAGAUUAUAAAUCUGAUAUUAUUUCAGCAUUUCAGGAUGUAGGACUUCCACUCAAACACAAAUUUGGGAAGGUAGAGGACAGCUUGGAACUAUCUUUCCAAGGAAAAGAUGAUGUAAAACUCGACAUUUUUUUCUUCUAUGAAGAGACUGACCAUAUGUGGAAUGGAGGCACUCAGGCCAAAACGGGAAAAAAAUUUAAAUACCUGUUUCCCAAGUUUACACUGUGCUGGACCGAGUUUGUAGACAUGAAGAUUCAUGUGCCCUGUGAAACUAUUGAGUACCUUGAAGCCAACUAUGGUAAGAGCUGGAAGAUUCCUGUGAAGACAUGGGACUGGAAGCGCUCUCCCCCCAAUGUGCGGCCCAAUGGAAUCUGGCCUAUUUCUGAGUGGGAUGAGGUUAUCCAGUUAUACUGAGACAGUAGGUUGAAAUGGUAGAAUCCCCCUUCUGAAACAAAGGUGGAUAACUGUUUAAGAAGAUAAAUCUCUAUUUGUCAAAUGUAAGUAGGGGCCAAAGAUAUGUCAAGAGUGAAGAUGCAGAAAGAGUCCUAACCUCUGAGCCAUCUGAUUUAAUUCUCUCAUUUUACUUUUAUUAAGGAGUCCCCGUGUGCCAGGUACAGUGCUAGGUUAGAGUGGAGAAGCGGAGAUGAGUGACACACAUGCCUGUCUCUUCCCCUUCCCUUUGGUAAGCACCUCAGUUUUCCUUUGAGGGAAACACCCUUACCUUUGAAGCUCCUAUAAAAUACGAUGUUCUUUCAGAAUGUUAGAUAAUGGUUGGACUGGAUGAUGGGUUUAUUGGGCAAAGCUAAGGAGGGAUAUGCCAGUAAAAAAGAAUAGCCCGUUCCUGCAAUCAGAAGCUAAGCUUGUAUGUUAGUGCUGCUUUUAAGGUUGUAGAGUUGGAGUUAAUAUCUAAGUGAUCAGACUUUAGGUGGCAUCAGGAAAAGAUGCUAGAUUCAUUUUACAAGCAACAGAAUGAGAGCUUCUUUCUAGCUUUGUCAAAGAUAUGCAAAUUUCCGUACAUUUUCUAUUUUUAUAUUCGAAGUGAAAAGGAAGCUUGUGCUUGUGUGAUGCUUUAAUUCCCAGCUAUUGUGAGAAUAUUUUCACUGACCUCUGUAGCACUUGUUAACAAAUCAUUCAAGCGAGAUCAUGCUACCAGACAUGAUUUUGAAAGGGUUAUGAUUUCACAAAACUUACUUUCCUUGUUUCAUUACCAACCAUCUGUUAGGUAAAAAUACGAGCUAUUCAAGGACUUUAAUAUUUUCUGAAUUUUUAAUCCUUGUACUUCCAAUUUUAAUGUUAACACUAAAAUAUUAAUAGAAAUACCUCUAAUUUUUCUAAGUGUACUCUUCUGUGUAUUCAUUCAUCAAUUACAGCUCCGUAUCUUUAUUUAUGGCCUAUAAACCAAUUUAAAUGGUAUAUAAGCCUACCUGUCCCCUCUCCUCUAUACUAUAUCACAUGUCCAAAAUGAAGAUAAAUGGCAAAUCUGACAAAUGCUUUCUCCGUCCUCCUACCCCCAGAUCAUGGUGUUCGUAAAAUUUGUGUCCAUUCUCAUUGUUCUAUCUAGAUGUUCUGUCUGUUGCAUAUUGAUGGGACGAGAACUCAGACUUCCCUGCUUUAUCAAGUACCACCAAUUUUAAAACCCUUCAGUUUCCUUUCCCCGCCUCAAGAUGUGUUUCUGAGUGGGCUGGGAUGGCCCUGUCUCCCCCAUCUCUUCAUGAGUCAUUUAAUGGUAUAUUCCAAGUGAGAAGUAAAGGUAUAUGUAGGCACAGUAAACACUGCUAUCUUUUUCUUUGUCCAGGAAAGGAAGCCAAGUCUUACAUUUCAUCCAGGCUGCUUAGGACUACUUUCUCAACAAAAUCCCAGACUUUCCUCUAAAACCAGAGAAUAAUAGCAAUGUCAGAAUGGAAACCAGAGGGUCUGAGGGAAUAGGCUGACUGAAUUUUCCUAAAACAAAGUUGGGAAAAGUGACCUGCAGCCACCGAACUCUAUAUUUUCAAAACACCAAAAACUUUUUUUUUGAUAAAUGAUAACCACUGACCUUCCUCUCUUAGGAUGAGCUUUCAAUGUGUACUCAUUGGAUCUUUUCAUAACUAACAUAAUGAAGUUUUCAGGGACUCUUACAGAUUACCAGUACACUUGUCCCCAAAUGACCGGCCACUGUAAUCAGAUUCUCUUUGCUGGAAAAUCAGCCCAUAGAAAUUACACCCGAAUUCUAAAUAGCUGAACCUAAUUUCAUUUUUCAUGGUUGAAAAAAUAUCAGGAUAAUAAUAGUGUUCCUCGGUAAAAUCUACCCUGCUUAGUGAGGACCAUUUGCUUGUGCUCAGCAUCUAGAAGUGUAUGUAAAAGUACAUACAUAUUUCUGCCCAUUUCAAGUUGGGGCUUCCACUGUUUGCCAGGGGGUCCUACCCACCCUUUAUAUAUAUAUAUAGAUAUAUUAAAGAUUUUUAUUUAUUUGACAGAGAAACAGCGAGAGCAGGAACACAAGCAGGGGGAGUGGGAGAGGGAGAGGCAGGCUUCCUGCUGAGCAGGGAGCCCGAUGCAUGGCUCGAUCCCAGGACUCUGGGAUCAUGACCUGAGCCGAAGGCAGACGCUUAAUGACUGAGCCACCCAGGCGCCCCUCUACCCACCCUUAUUUAAGUUAUUUUUCUUUUAUCUCUCCCUGGAGUCCAAGGUCUUGAAGAAUCCAAAAUCUAAGAUGUCUUGGCCCCAUUGACAGAGAUUCUAUAUCCUUCCCUCCACAGCCCACUGGCAGCUGAAAUGCCUUUCUUGACUACCUUCUGGUUUCACAGGCUUCUGCUCUUGCUUGGUUCCUACCCUACCUUGGGGGAAUGAAAGCUUUUCCCCAGACUCUGAAGGCCAGGCUUGCUUCUGAUACAGAUUCAGCCAUACUUCAUUCUGUGCUUCUUGACAGUUCUUAACUGUGCUCACUGUCCAGUGGAUCUACCAUCAAACCUCAUCAGACCACUUUUCUUUCUUCACCUGAGUAUUCCAACAACAGUUCUCCUCUUAUGGCCACAUUCAGGUCCACUUUGGUUUACAGGAGAAAACCUCUUAUAUUAACUUGGAAGUUAGGCACCCAUGGAUAUCUCCAGACAGAUCCUGAGAGGCAAGAGUGAUAACCUCUCACUUGACAACCAGGUGGCCACUUGCUUCUUCUCUAAGCAGGGAUUACUUGGCCUUCUCCCCUCCGCUGCAGCUACUGACAUCUGGCCCCUGGAAUAAAACUGGAGUACAACUGCAGUUCCUAAAAUCAAGCAUCCCUAAGAAGCUGGGCAGUGGGAUAGCCAGUUUGAUUCCCUAGUUACAAACCCUGAAGUAUGACUAGAUGGCAGAAUGUCUACCACCAUCCUCCCGGAACAAGUUCAUCUCAAGUGAAAAUCAUCUUGCUCUUGAGUCUUAAAAGCUAUAGCGUCACAUUCAUUCUCUCCCUCUUAUUUUAUAGCUAAAUCAAGAAGAGAGAGCAGUGAUUUGAGAACCUCCUGAAGCUAAAACUCAAGAGUGCCAUGACUUUUGGCCCAGUCCUUGUGUCAUUGCCUCACAGCACAGCAUCUUUAACUCUGCUUGAGAUGCUUGACAGAGAAGUCAUCCUGUGUCUCAGGAGUCAGUUUCAGGGUGUUUCUGCCAUUCCCCACUUCAUAUCUUUCUGCUAAGAUUGAGAGCCUGAGGUGACAAAGAGAUCAAGAAGGAGUAUUUCUUUCUUGUCCAGAAUACUUAGGCUGUCUUCAUACCUUUAUCUGCAAAAUGCCAUAUCUCCAAAAGGUGAAAUAGUUCAUGUUUGGAGACAUCAGCCUUUGAUCAUGAUACUGUUAACAUCCAGGAGUACCUGAUUCUCGUAAGCUCAAGAUGUGUCCCAUUGCUACUUCACCCCUUCCACUUCCCCGGGAAACCAUUAGCUAAGCACUCAUUUCUGAAGAAUUCUUCCUCCUCCCCUUAUUAAUACUCUCUGACGGAUACAAGCAGUUGAGAAUAAGUUGUACUCAUUCCUUUUCUUCUUUGUGACCCCCAAACCACUGUAUCUAGUCUUAACUUGGCUCCAAACUUCAGAUGGCACAUAGGACAACAAGGUGUUACAUAGAAGAGCAGCAGUUUGUAGACUGGGGACCAGAGCUGCAUUUGGGAAACCCACUUGGAAUGAAUUCCCACACUCUAGCCUAACACCUCACCCAGUACCAUAAGCCUAAGGCUGCAGAUGUUUCUAAGUCUCCCCCAAGUUUCAGCUUCUGGAAAAUGAACAAUUCUUUCAUCCUUAAUAUUAUAAAUCCCCAUGGGAAAAUUUCCCUCAAAGACUAGUCAGAGAAAGUGCCACAUUCCCAACUGCUAAUAUAUAAUUAUCAUGGAAAAACUCCAGUUCCUGAUCAGACAAAAGGAUAUCUUUGAAGAAAUGUCCCAGCAGCAAUUUCUCUUUCCUCCUCCUCUUCUUCUCUCAUUAAGACCUGGGCUAGGUCACCUGACAUUUCACUUAGGGGAAUCAACAUGCUGGUAUAAAAAGAUCACAAACUUCUGAAUUAGGCCCGAGUUUGCAUCCCAGGUUCAUCACGUGGGGUUUGUGGUAGAGGACCUCUCAGCCUCAACUUCCACAUGAGUGAAUUGGGGAAAUGUGUACUUCUCAGGGUUUUUAGUUAGGAUAAAAUGGAACAUAAAGUGCUUAGCAUCAGGCCUAGGAUUAAGUAAAUACUCAAGAAAUGUUCCAUUUCUUACCUCCAAGUCCCUUUUCUAAUUAUUCUUCAAAUGUGAUUAAAAAAACUAUGGUUCAGAACAUAAGCCUUACUCAGGAGGCUGGAUGACUGAAUUUGCUUAGUGAAAAAAAUUGUUUCAUUGUAUCAAGGCAUUAAAGGACAAAUUGUAUGGUUCAUGAAUUCUGAGACAUUACCGAGUUGCCUCCUUCUCUAAAUAGAACUAGUAUUUUUAUUUUAUUGGUCAAGCUAUUGUCUCCUAAGCUCUCCUUAUAUGAUCCCUUAUGUUACAUAGUUCCUUGGUCCCAAGCAAUUCACUCUCUCUACCUCCCUAGAUUUGGUACUUGUUCUGCCUUGGACUUCUUCAAUAUUCUAGCUUUUUCUAGAGGUAAACCCUCAUCUCCUUGUUAGUAAAUCUCUACCCAGCAACAUCAGAUAUAAGUCAUGAUUUGCAGAGGGAAAGAACUUGGAAUACUUAGUUUCAUGUAACUGUCUGUGCUGAUGAAUGUUUAUAUCUGUGUUUUAGUAAAGGAGAAUUGAAAAUACUCAUUUCCACCUUCUUCCAUCAAAUUUGUGUUUCUCUCACUUAGGCAAGAAUCUACAGGGUAUGUUUUAAGCUGUUUUAAGCUUCUCUGCACAAACUAAAAUCUAAUUAUAGUUUAUAAGUCAAACAGACCAAUUCAAUAGUGAUACCUUUUCACAGGACCAGUAGGCAAGUCUACAUUUUUCUAAUGAGGAAUCUGUACUUCUGUAUUCUCAGAACUUGUAGAUUAGAAUGCCCCUUUUGCCAUCCCCCACAACCCAACCCAAUGUAGAGAUGAUAUAGGAACCCGUUAGCCAGCCAAGCUGCUAGAUGCUUCAGAGCAGCUCUCACAGUGGAGUUGAAAAGGAUUAUGAGGAGAAUUAGAAGUACUGUAUUUUGUUUUAUAAAACAAUGUACUGUCUCAUGCACCAUUAAAAAAAAUUACAAGAUUUUGUAGUCUUUUGAUGACUCAUUCAGAGCAUGGGUUUGUUAAAUGAAAAUCAUAUAUAGCUAUUUGUGUGCCCCUUCUACUUCAUAACCAGAAAAACAUGUAUGUGAAUUUUUUAAACAAAAUAUUUUAAACAUGGGUAAAUUUCAGCGUAUGCUUACCAGUUGACUAUUUGGUUUUAUCUUCAGGUACAGGUAGUUUGUGGUACUACUGAAAAUACCUUUAAUAUUAUUAUUUUGAUCAGAAUUUGUAAUAUAUGAUCAGUUUGGGAUGACAAAUAAAAUUUUUUUAAUCACUUGA